AGGCGGAUAUUCCGUGGGUGGCGAAUGCGUGCCCGAGAUCAGAGGGGGCAUUAGAGGGCCCUGGGCCUGGUGCAGAGAGACUCAAGAGGCUUGAAGAGCCAGCCUAGAGUUCAUUUACCAACCAAGAAAACUUGAAAAUGAGCAGCCGACGGAAACGUGCUCCUCCAGUGAAGGUAGAUGAGGAAAAGCAGCAACAGCUUCGUUGGAAUAUGCAUGAGGACAGAAGGAAUGAACCUCUCACCUUAACUGAUGACGAGCACCCCUGUCUGGAUUCAGACUCCUCUUCUGCUCAUUGCCUCAUCCUAGACCAUAGUCUAACUGAAGAAGUGGCUCAUAGAGGUAAGAAGAGGUGUUUAGCGGCAGUAAGCAUCUCAAUGUCAAUGGAAAAGGAAGAGACUGUUGGGAUUUGUUCCCCUUCAUCAGUAAAGUUGGAUAUUGUGAUUUCUCCCUAUCAUUUUGAUAAUUCUUGGAAAGCAUUUCUAGGAGAAUUAAUUCUUCAGCUUCUUCCUAAACAGAGUUUAAUAGAAAAUUUUUCCGAAAAGAGUUUUACACUGGUGAGUUCAGAGUCAAGCACUCAGUUCCUGAUCUAUGUUCAUUCGCAAUAUGAAGAUGUAGAGAAACAAGAAAAAGGACACAAAGAACCAACCAAUAUCUGUGACAAGGGUAUUCGAGUGGAAUCAUCUUUCAGUGGUAAAACGUUAGAAGAUUUGGGGUGGCUGCAAAAGAAGAGAAGAAUAAAACUUUACCAAAGACCAGAAGGAAAUGACAUUAUCAAGGUUGGAAUUUAUCUUUUGGAAGCUGGCCUAGCAAAACUAGACUUUUUAAGUGAUGCAAAUUCAAGAAUGAAAAAGUUCAAUCAGCUCAUGAAGAGAGUGAUGGAAAAGUUAUACAAUUUUGUUAUUCCAGAUGUGUUGGAAGAGGAUGAGGAGGAUUCAGAGAGUGAGCCAGAGGGACAGGACAUUGAUGAGCUCUACCACUUUGUGAAGCGAACACAUCAGCAAGAAACACGGUCCAUCCAUGUGGAUGUCCAGCAUCCUGCACUAAUCCCUGUGUUGAGACCCUACCAGAGAGAGGCUGUCAAUUGGAUGCUACAACAAGAGCAUUUCAGAAGCACUCCUGCUGGUGAAAGUGCGCUGCACAUCUUAUGGCGAGAGAUUGUUACAUCUGAGGGUUUGAAACUCUACUAUAAUCCAUACACAGGCUGCAUCAUCCGUGAGUACCCAAAUUCUGGGCCACAGUUGCUUGGUGGAAUCUUAGCAGAUGAGAUGGGUCUUGGAAAGACAGUGGAGGUUUUGGCUCUGAUUCUAACACAUACUCGACAAGAUGUCAAACAAGAUGCUCUGACUCUUCCUGAGGGAAAAGUGGUGAAUUAUUUCAUUCCAUCGCAUCGUUUUGGAGGAAAAGUAAAAGACAUAGAAACCCAGAAUAUGGAAUUUGAACCAAAAGAAAAAGUUCACUGCCCCCCUACACGUGUGAUGAUCCUGACAGCUGUGAAAGAAAUGAAUGGAAAAAAAGGAGUUUCCAUCCUUUCCAUCUAUAAGUAUGUCAGUUCUAUAUAUAGAUAUGAUGUUCAACGGAACAGGAAUCUUCUGAAACGGAUGCUGAAAUGUUUAAUUUUCGAAGGUCUUGUGAAACGGAUCAAAGGCCAUGGUUUUUCUGGGACUUUUACAUUGGGAAAGAAUUACAAGGAAGAGGAUAUAUGUGAUAAAACAAAAAAACAGGCAGUAGGGAGUCCAAGGAAAUUUCAGAAAGAAUCCAGAAAAUCAGGGAACAAGGACACAGAUUCUGAAUACUUGCCAUCAAACACCUCUGAUGAUGAUGAUGAUCCUUACUGUUAUUAUUAUAAGACCAGGAGAAAUCGUAGUAAAUUGAGGAAAAAGCCUAUUCCAUCUACAAAAAAAGGAAAGAGUCAGCCUAACAACAAUUCUGAUCCACAAGGUCACUGUCCAGCUACCAGUGACUCUGGAAUUACUGAUGUUACCAUGUCUAAAAGUAUAUGUGUCUCUGAAGUCAAGCAAGAACAUAAAGCAAAGGACUAUGCUGAAUUUCCAAACCCUGCUGAUAGUGAUGUGCCACAUUCUAAUAUCAUGAAUCCCUAUAAUACCUCUGAUUAUCGCUUUGAGUGCAUAUGUGGUGAACUUGACCAGAUAGACUGUAAGCCUCGCGUUCAGUGCCUGAAAUGCAACUUGUGGCAGCAUGCAAAAUGUGUGAAUUAUGAAGAGAAGAAUCUGAAGAUUAAGCCUUUUUACUGCCCCCAUUGCCUUGUUGCAAUGGAGCCAGUAUCAACAAGAGCAACUCUGAUCAUCUCUCCAAGUUCCAUCUGUCAUCAAUGGGUGGAUGAGAUCAACAGGCAUGUGAGGUCAUCAUCUCUUCGAGUCUUGGUAUAUCAAGGAGUGAAGAAAGAUGGCUUUUUACAGCCUCAUUUUUUGGCAGAGCAGGAUAUAGUUAUCAUUACCUACGAUGUCCUUCGCUCAGAACUAAACUAUGUUGAUAUCCCACAUAGCAAUAGUGAGGAUGGGCGUCGCCUACGGAACCAGAAGCGCUAUAUGGCUAUUCCCAGCCCCCUAGUAGCUGUGGAAUGGUGGAGGAUUUGCCUCGAUGAAGCUCAGAUGGUUGAAUGUCCUGCAGUAAAAGCUGCAGAAAUGGCCCAGCGUUUGAGUGGGAUUAAUCGGUGGUGCAUCAGUGGUACUCCAGUACAGAGAGGAUUGGAGGAUCUCUUUGGGUUAGUGGUCUUUCUUGGUAUCGAACCUUACUGUGUCAGACACUGGUGGGUUCGACUUCUCUAUCGCCCUUACUGCAAGAAGAGUCCUCAGCUCCUCUAUAGUUUUAUUGCCAGGAUAUUGUGGAGGUCUGCAAAGAAAGAUGUGAUUGACCAAAUCCAGAUACCACCACAGACUGAAGAAAUGCACUGGCUCCACUUUUCUCCAGUGGAAAGGCAUUUCUAUCACCGUCAGCAUGAGGUGUGCUGCCAGGAUGCGGUGGUAAAACUCAGGAAGAUUUCUGACUGGGCUCUGAAGCUCAGCAGCCUGGACAGAAGGACUGUCACCUCCAUCUUGUAUCCACUGCUGAGGCUCAGGCAGGCCUGCUGCCACCCUCAGGCUGUUCGUGGGGAGUUCUUACCACUCCAAAAAAGCACCAUGACAAUGGAAGAGUUGCUGACAUCUUUGCAGAAGAAAUGUGGGACUGAAUGUGAAGAAGCACAUCGGCAGCUAGUUUGUGCCCUCAAUGGCCUAGCAGGCAUCCAUAUCAUUAAAGGAGAGUAUGCCUCGGCAGCAGAAUUGUACAGAGAAGUGUUGCGCUCAUCUGAGGAACACAAAGGAAAACUCAAAACUGAUUCACUUCAGAGACUUCAUGCUACCCAUAACUUGAUGGAAUUGCUGAUAGCCAAGCAUCCAGGGAUACCUCCUACCUUGCGAGAUGGCAGACUUGAGGAAGAGGCCAAACAACUGCGAGAGCACUAUAUGAGCAAGUGUAAUACAGAAGUUGCAGAAGCCCAGCAAGCUUUACAGCCUGUGCAGCAGACCAUACGUGAGCUGCAAAGAAAGAUGCAUUCUAAUUCUCCUUGGUGGCUGAAUGUGAUCCACAGAGCAAUAGAAUUUGCUGUUGAUGAGGAACUUGCUCAGAGAGUGCGAAAUGAAAUAACUAGCAACUAUAAGCAACAAACUGGCAAGCUUUCUAUGUCAGAAAAGUUCCACGACUGCAGAGGUCUUCAGUUCUUACUUACAACACAAAUGGAAGAGCUUAAUAAAUUCCAGAAGCUAGUAAGAGAGUCUGUAAAAAACCUGGAAGGACCUCCAUCUCGUAAUGUUAUUGAAUCUGCAACAAUCUGCCACCUCCGACCAAUCAGACUUCCUCUCAACUGCUGUGUCUUUUGUAAAGCUGAUGAAUUGUUCACGGAGUAUGAAUCAAAGCUAUUUUCUAACACAGUCAAAGGCCAAACUGCAAUAUUUGAGGAGAUGAUAGAAGAUGAAGAAGGACUGGUGGAUGAUCGAGCACCUACCACCACCCGGGGUCUGUGGGCAAUAAGUGAGACAGAGAGAUCUAUGAAAGCAAUACUAUCAUUUGCAAGAUCACAUAGAUUUGAUGUUGAAUUCAUUGAUGAAGGAAGUGUUUCAAUGGAUCUAUUUGAAGCAUGGAAGAAAGAAUACAAGUUGCUUCAUGAAUAUUGGAUGGCUCUGCGGAAUCGUGUAUCUGCUGUGGAUGAGCUUGCAAUGGCCACAGAACGACUAAGAGUGCGUCAUCCUAAGGAACCUAAGCCCAAUCCCCCCGUUCUUCAUAUCAUUGAGCCACAUGAGGUAGAACAAAAUCGUAUAAAACUACUAAAUGAUAAAGCUGUUGCUACAUCACAGCUUCAGAAAAAACUUGGGCAGCUUCUUUACCUAACUAAUUUGGAAAAGUCUCAAGAUAAAACAUCAGGCGGUAUUAAUCCAGAACCUUGUCCAAUCUGUGCUCGACAGCUGGGAAAACAGUGGGCAGUACUGACCUGUGGACACUGUUUCUGUAAUGAAUGCAUUGCUAUUAUCAUCGAACAAUACAGUGUGGGGUCUCACAGAAGCUCCAUUAAGUGUGCCAUCUGCCGCCAGAACACAUCUCACAAGGAAAUCUCGUAUGUCUUCACCUCAGAGAAAGCAAGCCAGGAAGAGGACAUCCCUGUGAAGGGCAGCCAUUCUACAAAAGUGGAAGCUGUGAUCAGAACUCUGAUGAAAAUACAGCUGAGAGAUCCAGGAGCUAAAGCUCUCGUUUUCUCAACGUGGCAAGAUGUAUUAGAUAUUAUUUCAAAAGCUCUCACUGACAACAACAUGGACUUUGCACAAAUCAGUCGUGUUAAGACAUUUCAGGAGAAUCUUUCAGCAUUUAAACGUGAUCCCCAAAUCAAUAUUUUGCUGCUGCCCCUGCACACAGGUUCUAAUGGAUUAACUAUCAUUGAAGCAACUCAUGUUCUCUUGGUGGAGCCCAUAUUGAACCCUGCCCAUGAGCUUCAGGCCAUAGGGAGGGUGCACCGAAUUGGACAGACAAAACCUACUAUUGUACACAGAUUCUUAAUUAAAGCAACAAUAGAAGAAAGAAUGCAGGCAAUGCUGAAAACCGCUGAGAGGAGUCACACAAACUCAUCAGUGAAGCAUUCAGAGGCCUCCGUCUUGACCGUGGCUGACCUGGCGGACCUAUUUACCAAAGAAACUGAAGAGCUUGAAUGAACUAUACUGGAUUGAAUCCACACACUUUAAUGCAUUAAUAAACUUUCAUAGCUGUAGAGCAAAGUUAUUAGUUUUAAAGUCCGGUAGGUUUCAGUAAAUACUGUUCCUAGUUGAAUGAUUUUUUUUCUAUUUUGGUUAUAUAGUAGCCUAGUCAUUGAGCCUUUUUCAAUGUACUAUUUUCAAAAGGUCUAUGAAGAUUUUUAACUUUACACUUCUAAUAAAACAUUUAUUUUUGUUCUGAAGAAUAUAUCUGUAUUUGACUUAAGUUAAUUUAUUAACUUAAGAUCAGUCAUAAAUGAAGUUGAUGAGAUCAAUCAUAAAUAGAGUUGGAAUAAGAGAAAGUAAGUUAGUCUAGUUUUAUAUGACCUGGUAUAUUCAACGAACAUAGAUCUCAUUUUUGAAAGGGUCUUCAGUGUCAUUAACACAUGAAUCACCAGUAUCUUGUAAUAUUUUAAGUAGAUGAUGAAUUAUAUUAACUCCUUGUUAUUUCAGUAGGUUUAGUUACACUAUAUCUCCAUGUAUAGUAAAUUUACAGUAAUACAACUCCUAACAAUAAGUUAAUGUUAGGCAAUUAUUUCUUUUUUCUGCAUCUUGCUACUGAAAAUCAAAACAGUGAAAACUUUUCAUUUUGUAUUAUUUGUUAAGUGGAGUCAGUGUGAGCAGUUAACUCUAAAUAGUGUUUUUAAAUAUAUUAACAUUUACCUUAAGGAAUAAAAAAAAAAAAAAAACUUUACCUUAAAAUUAUCUAACUGCUUUCUCUACUCUUAAUUUUUCUUAUUUUGAAGUUUUUAUGUUUUAAGAUUGAUAUAUCUGUAAAUGUUGUACUUUUUUAUGAUUUUAGGUCUUAUUGUUAUAACAUGGAAAUAUAGCAGGAUUUCCUUUUCAUUAUUAUUGUUAUACUGAUAUCUUAGAUUCCUUUACUUUCCCGUGUUCUUAUGUAGCUAGAAUUUUUAGCCAUUAAUAGCUAAAUUUGUGAUAGUUUGUUAUUUUAUUCCAGUUCUUCCCUUAAGGACUAGUUAUUUGAUCUUCUAAACAAGCGAAUGCCAUGUUCACAUAAGCAAAUAAUUGCAAGUUAUAAUAACUGAGUGUUUCUUCUUCUGUGAAGAAUUAAUGGACUUUGAAAUCUCUAAAUAAGGAGUAGCUUGUUGUAUCCUAGCCAUUUGGUGUAAUACGAAUGUUCUUGUUCUUUUUUGUUUUGUUUUGUUUUGUUUUGUUUUGUUUGAGCCUUCAGAGUUUUAAAUGACCCUUAGGAUUCAUUAGAUCCUACUUAGCUGCCCAGAAAACUGUAAUAGAAAUUUCCCCUGGAUCACAUUUGUCCAAGAGGCUUUGGUGCUUAGUUAAGGUGCAUUUUCUUACUCUAGGUUUAUAGGGUGACAUAAUUCAACUGAAGAAAACACACACACAUUUUUGGUGCUUAUUCUCCAGUUGAAGGGAGAUAUGCAUUUUUUCUUUUAUAUGAAAUUCAACAGAACUAUUAUUUUUGUAGCUCUUUACAUAUUAUAAAGAGCUUUCCUGUACAUUCGCUUGUUUAAGUUGCCCAGCAAUCUGUGAAGUUGGUAUUAAUAUCAAAUUUAUUUUAAAGGUAGAUAACUGAGGUUCACAAAUAUUGGGAAACUUGCCUAUGAUAUGUAGCAAGUAAACAGUGGAGCCCAGGUCCCCUGACUCCAAAUCCCAUGAAUCAUAUGCUGAGAUUCAGAAAACCCAUGAUUACAAUUUAAUAAUGGAACUAUUUCAGUAUUUCUUUUUGUUUGUUUCUAGUAUUCUUUUUUUGAGCUAUGUUUUAGAGAAAACAAUUUGAUAUGGUUCAAUUUUGUAAAAAAAAAAAUGUAUACUAUCUGUAUUAGAGAAAAAUUGCUGUUAUUUAUUUCUGUAAGAUAUCAUCAAUUAAAUAAAUAUUUUAGUGGGAAUUGAAA
This is a messenger RNA of Galeopterus variegatus (Sunda flying lemur), 7108 nucleotides long. It is a transcript of the gene SHPRH, whose product is annotated as SNF2 histone linker PHD RING helicase, E3 ubiquitin protein ligase. Gene Ontology annotation, molecular function: ATP-dependent chromatin remodeler activity; DNA binding; ATP binding. Bases 138 to 5195 code for a protein of 1685 amino acids. The record is from RefSeq and is a predicted model, not a curated record. The transcript has 30 exons. Gene Ontology annotation, biological process: protein polyubiquitination; nucleosome assembly; DNA damage response. NCBI's taxonomy places the organism in Eukaryota, Metazoa, Chordata, Mammalia, Dermoptera, Cynocephalidae. Gene Ontology annotation, cellular component: nucleus; nucleosome.